This is a messenger RNA of Engraulis encrasicolus (European anchovy), 2185 nucleotides long. It is a transcript of the gene ahcy, whose product is annotated as adenosylhomocysteinase. Lineage: Eukaryota; Metazoa; Chordata; Actinopteri; Clupeiformes; Engraulidae. Gene Ontology annotation, molecular function: adenosylhomocysteinase activity. The coding region runs from base 92 to 1390 and encodes 432 amino acids. Gene Ontology annotation, cellular component: cytosol. The transcript has 10 exons. The record is from RefSeq and is a predicted model, not a curated record. Gene Ontology annotation, biological process: L-methionine cycle.
CAACUCCUCUAUCCCCUCUUCUCUACCGUCCCCAGCCAGGACAUAACGCACAUAUCAUACUCCUCCGGCCACAGCCAGACCACAAGCAGCCAUGUCCGAGAAACUCCCCUUCAAAGUCGCUGACAUCAGCCUGGCUGAGUGGGGCCGUAAGUCCAUCGAGAUCGCGGAGAACGAGAUGCCGGGUCUGAUGAAGAUGCGUGAGAUGUACGGCCAGUCCAAGCCCCUGAAGGGCGCGCGCAUCGCAGGCUGCCUGCACAUGACCCUGCAGACCGCCGUGCUCAUCGAGACUCUCACCGCCCUCGGUGCUGAGGUCCAGUGGUCCAGCUGCAACAUCUUCUCCACACAGGAUCACGCUGCAUCUGCCAUCGCGAAGGCUGGCAUCCCAGUGUACGCCUGGAAGGGUGAGACCGAUGAGGAGUAUGUGUGGUGCAUUGAGCAGACCAUCUACUUCAAGGACGGACAGCCCCUGAACAUGAUCCUGGACGACGGAGGAGACCUCACCAACCUCGUCCACACCAAGUACCCCAAGCUGCUCGCAGGCAUCAAGGGUGUGUCGGAGGAGACCACCACAGGUGUCCACAACCUGUACAAGAUGCUGAAGAAGGGAGAGCUCAAAAUACCUGCCAUCAACGUCAACGACUCCGUCACCAAGAGUAAGUUUGACAACCUGUACGGCUGCAGGGAGUCCCUGAUUGACGGUAUCAAGCGUGCCACUGAUGUGAUGAUCGCUGGCAAGGUGGCAGUGGUGGCCGGGUACGGUGACGUGGGCAAGGGCUGCGUGCAGGCUCUCCGCGGCUUCGGCGCCAGGGUCAUUGUCACAGAGAUCGACCCCAUCAACGCCCUGCAGGCCUCCAUGGAAGGCUAUGAGGUGACCACCAUGGAUGAGGCAUGCCAGGAGGGAAACAUCUUUGUCACAACAACCGGCUGCGAAGACAUCAUCAUGGGCAAGCAUUUUGAGCAGAUGAAGGAUGAUGCUAUCGUGUGUAACAUCGGCCAUUUUGACUGUGAGAUCGACGUGUCCUGGCUGAACAACAACUCUGAGAGAGUCAACAUCAAACCACAGGUGGACCGCUACCGUCUGAAGAAUGGCCGCCACGUUAUCAUCCUGGCUGAGGGCCGAUUGGUCAACCUGGGCUGUGCCAUGGGCCACCCCAGCUUCGUCAUGAGCAACUCCUUCACCAAUCAGGUGCUGGCCCAGAUCGAGCUCUGGACCAAUACCAGCAAGUACCCACUGGGUGUCUACUUCCUGCCAAAGAGGUUGGACGAGCAGGUGGCUGCUGCUCACCUGGACAAGUUGGGCGUGAAGCUGACCAAACUGUCGGAGAAGCAGGCCAACUACCUGGGUCUCCCCACAGAAGGCCCCUUCAAGCCGGAUCACUACCGCUACUGAGACCCCCCCUCAGCUCAGCCCAGCCCGGCCUGGCUGGAUAGGAACACCCCAGGGCAGAGAGAGGGAGAGACGGGGAAGAGGAUGAGUGAGUGUUUGACAGAGAGAGAGAGUGGUAUUGUGUGUGUGUGUAUGUGAGUGCGAGUAUGAGUGUGAGUGUGUGUGUUGCUUACCAGUGCCCCCCUCUGCCAACCCGCUGCCGUACUUCAGCUGGCAUCACAGAAAACGCCCCUGUCUCGAUCAUCGUUUUGUAACGCAUGUUAAUUUUUUCUUUCUUUCUUUUUUAUUUACAAAGGAAACAAAACAUUGACUUGGAAAAACAUGUCUCAAUAAGUGUCCGUUCAAGCAAAAAAAAUGUCAUUCCUGGUUUUGUUUUACGGAGUGGUGUGAUGACUUGAUUUAGAUUUCAAUUAUGAGCCUGGAAAUACCGACUGUGCAUCACCCCACAGCCUCAAUGUGCGCUAGUCUGAUUGGUAAUGGCCAGCUGUCGCCUCAGGCAAACUUCAGUAGGGCUACUGGAGCAAGCCGUGGUCUCCAUGACUGAAAUGCUACGUCCUCAGAAACCCAUAAGAAGUAGCCUAGGGUGUGACCUUGUUUUUUGUACUGUGCAAAAAAAAGAUUUGACUCAAGAAGAAGUUCCGGAGUUUGUCAACGGUUUCUGUCAAUCUCAUCCUCAAUGCUCAACAGGUGAGAGUUGCUGUUGACUUCAGCAGCAGUGACAUACAGAUGCACUUGCCCUUCGUGUGUCCUUUUCUUAUUGUGACUUUUAUUCACUUAUUAAAUGGCACAUGGAAUGGA